Guyanagaster necrorhizus is the source of this 555-nucleotide messenger RNA. RefSeq lists its product as uncharacterized. Lineage: Eukaryota; Fungi; Basidiomycota; Agaricomycetes; Agaricales; Physalacriaceae. The transcript has 3 exons. Bases 1 to 555 code for a protein of 184 amino acids. The record is from RefSeq and is a predicted model, not a curated record.
AUGGAGGCUUUCUUCGACAACAAGAACAACGUCGUGAACGCUCGAAUUCGCUCUUCUGUAGAUGAAUCCGUGUUGUACACCUUGAAGACGACCUUUAACUUCCGUGGCCGGCAUGUAACCAUUCUUCAAGAUGCUAAUCCAGGGCCAGGCGGCGUAGUCACCGUUGGGGCAAUACACUGGCAAGAUAGGAUCAUAGAAGUACUAGGACACAAGAAGAAAUUCUCCGAUGUCAAGAGGCAUGCAGGAAAGCCCUUUCGCAAGUGCAGAUACUGGAAAUGGGAUGAGGGUAGAACCGAGUACUCGUUGAAGUAUAACUAUGAAGAUUGGAAGGUGCGUGUAUUGGAUGCUAUUCUGCCGAAUGACGAGGUCGCCGGAACUUUUGCUGUUCCCUUUAGACCGCAUUUGUUCUCAAAAGCUACGCCGACGACACUUGAGCUCACACGGGAAGGGCUUGCGAAAGACGAGGUGUUUCUCAUAUUGAUUUUUGUGUAUUCCGAAGCCAAACGACAGGACCAAACAGUGGGCUCUUCUUCUUCUCUGACACUCCUAAGCUGA